AUGAAGUUUGAAACUAAGGUAGAGGCAUAUGAUUUCUAUAGUUCAUAUGCCCAUCGAGUCGGUUUUAGCAUCCGCAAAGAGUAUUUUAAUAAGAGCAAGAAGACUGGUAAACUAUCAUCGAGAUUGUUAAUAUGCUACAAGGAAGGUUUCAGGGUUGACAACAUUCGGGACAGUAUGAACUGGUUACCUUGCUCGAAUGCUUAUACAAUAUUCCAAUGUAAAAUUACCCACGUUCAGGCCAUUGAUUUGGAAUUGGCUUCUGAUUCAGGAAUAACCCCUCGCAAUUUAUAUGAGUUGAUGGGAAGUGAUCAAAUAAUCACAAACAUAUUAUGGGCUAAUUCAAAAAUGAUAGUUGAUUAUUGCAAUUUUGGAGAUGUUAGUUUUGACACAACCUACAAAGUUGAACAUGGCAACCGUCCAUUUGGAAGUUUCUUGGGGUUGAAUCAUCACCGGGAGACCACUGUAUUUGGAGCAGCGUUCAUGUAUGACGAGACUGCAGAUUCGUUUGUUUGGUUGUUUCAAACGUUUUUUAAAACAAUGUCCAGUAAAGUGACCAAAACGAUCUUCACUGAUCAAGAUGCUGCAAUGGGAAAGGCAUUGACGCAAGUGUUUUCAAUUCAGAUCUCCACUCUUUGCAUUUCCUUUUACAUUGUGUAG
Messenger RNA from Cornus florida, 657 nucleotides. RefSeq names its product protein FAR1-RELATED SEQUENCE 5-like. Gene Ontology annotation, biological process: regulation of DNA-templated transcription. The record is from RefSeq and is a predicted model, not a curated record. The coding region runs from base 1 to 657 and encodes 218 amino acids. The transcript has 3 exons. NCBI's taxonomy places the organism in Eukaryota, Viridiplantae, Streptophyta, Magnoliopsida, Cornales, Cornaceae.